Messenger RNA from Arachis stenosperma, 1191 nucleotides. RefSeq lists its product as uncharacterized. The coding region runs from base 177 to 803 and encodes 208 amino acids. The record is from RefSeq and is a predicted model, not a curated record. NCBI's taxonomy places the organism in Eukaryota, Viridiplantae, Streptophyta, Magnoliopsida, Fabales, Fabaceae. Gene Ontology annotation, cellular component: nucleus. The transcript has 6 exons.
GGUCUGUCUGGUCGGUUACGGGUUACCUCAACUGACCACACCUGAAACCUUAACGUGGUGGUGGGCUGGUGGCAACUGCCUCUGGCUCUUUCCCAGUUCGUAAAGUGCUGCUUCACUCUCCUCAUCUUCCUUUUUUUUUCCAUUUAAAUUUAUAUACACACAUAAUAAUUAAUAAUAUGUCCAACCACGUCAUCGAAGAAUCUACCUCUUCAGCAACCAAAGAACUCGAACAAAAACAAGAGAAGGAGAAGGAAGAAGAGAAAGAUGAAGAUGACGAGUUACGAAAGCUCCUACUCCCCGAUGUCUGUAAUCUUCCUUCAACUCCUCCUUCCGCCGUUGAAUCCAACUUCGCCAUUUACUUCGCUCUAGAUUUUAUGAAGCCAGGGCACGAUCAGUACGUUUACCGGCACGCCAAUGGCUUGUGUGUGAUUGGUUUGGCUCCUUCCCACGUUUCUUUCAAGGAUGAAGGUGGAAUCACAGCCAUAGAUUUCAAUGUGGGAAAGUCUGAUCGCAGUGGGGUCAAGGUCACUGGAAAGCGUAAGAAGAAUGCUCAACACUUUGAGUCCAACACGGCUUUGUGCAAAGUUUCUACCAAAGAUGAUUCCUAUAUAGUGAGGUGCUGUGUCAAAGGCUCCCUUUUGGAAGUGAACCAAGAACUGAUCAAGCAACCAGAACUACUUAAUGCUUCGGCAGACAGGGAAGGAUACAUUGCUAUUAUAAUGCCAAAACCUGCUGAUUGGCUUAAGAUCAAGGCCUCCCUUGUUAGCGUUGAGGAAUACAAGAAAUUGAGGGAAGUCAGUUGAAUUAGAACCAUGCAUCGAUUUAUGAUGACACGUUGAAGGAGACUGUGAAAACGCAUGCUACCAUAUUUCAUUACUUAAUCCAUGGUUUCCCCAUAUGAUGCUUCAAGUUCUGUAAUCUCAGAAAGCUACAAAUUUGAAGAAAUCAAAAAACAUUUAGGUGCUUAUUGUGGGAAACCUCUUUACAAGACUGUGGCACAGUCAUUGGGGCUCGACCGUGUUAGUUUCGGCACCAAAGAAUAGAUUGAUUUUGAUGCUAAUGUAAGACCGUUCUUUAGAGUUUCCAUUUUGGUUUUGGUUUGUUUUAUGCUUUGUGAACCUUAUUUACUCCGCAAAUCAAGAUAUCAGGAUUCGGAAUAAAAAUUCAAAGCCGAACACAUAAUUAAAUAAA